Molecule: messenger RNA, 1410 nt
Organism: Calidris pugnax (ruff)
Lineage: Eukaryota; Metazoa; Chordata; Aves; Charadriiformes; Scolopacidae
Gene: ZMYND12
Product: zinc finger, MYND-type containing 12
Exons: 10
Coding region: 1-1365 (454 amino acids)
Molecular function (GO): protein binding
Source: RefSeq, a predicted model, not a curated record
AUGGGGCGCCAGGGCGCGGGCGGCGGCCUUCAGCAGCGCCAGAUACUCGGCGAGCCCAGUGAACUCGAUGGCCAGCAGCGCCCCGUCCUCGGUAGCCCGGCGGUAGUCGCGGAGGGCGGGCAGGAGGGCGGGGAGAGCGGCAGGGUCGGCGGCCACGCCGGGCGGCGGCCCGGGGGUGAGGAGGAGGGCGUCGAGCAGGGCGGGCGCCCGGCCCCGCCCACUUCCGCCGGAAGUGGUGCCAGCCGGAAGCGUCGCCUUGGCAACGCGGCGGCGGCGGCGCGGCCUAACGUGGCGGCGCUGGAGGGGUCCCGCCGCUGCGAGCUGUGCGGGGCGGCGGCGGCGCGGGUCCGCUGCGAGGGCUGCCGCCUCACGUACUACUGCGAUGUAGAUCAUCAAAAAGCUGACUGGGUUAGUAUCCACCAGCAAAUAUGCCAGCUGCUGAUUCCAAUCCGAACUCCCCUCCCUUUUCUCCUUUCUGAAAAAGAAAGAAAACACGGCGCAGAGCAGCUGCUGAAGAGGCAGAAAUACCUCAUCGAGCUGGCGUACGGCACAGCCCGGGAGUUUGUGCUGGAGGGGAAGCACCAGGAAGCCCUCCCCGCGGCCCUGCACGCGCUGCGCUUCAGCACCGAGGUGCACGGCUCCCAUUCCCUGCAACUGGUGCCCGCUUAUCUCCUCUUGGCCGAGGCCUCCACUGGUGUUGGCCAUUUCCAGGAGGCAUCGAGGUAUCUCUCCCGGGCCGAGUGGAUGGUGCUCACCGCCCCCGACUGCAGCCCUGCUCUUCAGUGCCAGCUGCACCGCGGGCUGGGGCUCUUCUGGGCUGCGAAAGGAGACUUCGAGCAGGCUUUGUAUCACCUGGCAAAUGAUAUUUACGUUGCCAGUUCCGCAUUUGGACUAAAGUCCCUCGAGGUCUCUGGAGGGUAUUUCCACAUGGCCAAUGUUUUCUUCCGCCAGAACAAAACGGACAUUGCAAACUCCCUCUAUGCUGAGGUGACCGGCAUCUGGCGUGCCUUUCUCCUGAAGUCAGUUCAAGCCCAGGAGCAGGUUCUCAAGUCGCGGCCGGAAAUGUCUCUGCUGAGCGGGGAGGAGGAAGCCGGCGAGGAGCCUCUGACAGAAGCCCAGCGAGCGGAGGCCACCCGGGUGCUGAGCACCGUGUUGGGUGUCAGAGAACGGGCACCAGAGCAACAGCCCGGGGAGACCGCGGGGGUCCUGCACGCCCUUGCCAUGCUGUAUUACCUGGCCAGGGAUUUACCAAAGGCCCGGGAGGCGGGGAGCAGAGCCCUCCACCUGGCGAAACAACUGCCCCAGCGAGAGUCUCUGGAAACCGUUGGUCACUUGUUAACGCUGAUUAACUCCUGCACGGAAUAAAGAAUUUCUCCCAGAGCCCGGGGUUGGGGCCAGUUCUCGCUUUAA